GCAGGAGCGCGUUGCUGUAUAAAAGCCCAGGAGAGGACCUUGCUCUGGCAGUACGAGCUGGUCUCUCUGCACGAUGGCUGACCCCAAGGAGUCCGAGAAGGGGGGUGUCGAGCUGAGCACCCCUAAUGCAGCUCCCCCCACAGGGACCAUGUCCACCCGGCGCCUCCGCAGCGAGGACUACAACGACUACAGCUCCACGGAUGUCACGCCGGAGGGGAGCCCGCCCGGCGGCAUGAAUGGCUUCGCCCACCCUGAGUCCUACCAGCGCUUUGGGGAGACCAACGGGACAACGUGGUACCAGACCCUGAUCCACCUCCUGAAGGGGAAUAUUGGCACAGGGCUGCUGGGGCUGCCUCUGGCUGUGAAGAACGCCGGCAUCCUGCUGGGUCCUGUGAGCCUGCUGGUGAUGGGAAUCGUGGCUGUGCACUGCAUGGGCAUCCUGGUGAAAUGCGCCCAUCACUUCUGCCACAGGUUCCAGAAGCAGUUUCUGGACUAUGGGGGUACCGUGGUGUAUGGGCUGGAGUCGACUCCCAGCGCGUGGCUGCGGACACAUGCCAUCUGGGGAAGGCGUGUAGUGGGACUCUUCCUGAUCGUCACCCAGUUGGGUUUCUGCUGCGUGUACUUCGUCUUUCUGGCUGACAAUCUCAAACAGGUCAUAUCUGCAGCAAACGGGACCACCAAUGACUGCACCCCGAACAGGACGGUGGUGAUGACCCCCACCAUGGACUCCCGGCUGUACAUGCUUUCCCUGCUGCCUUUCGUGGUUCUGCUCACGUUCAUCCAGAAUCUCAAGGUCCUGUCUGUCUUCUCCAUGCUGGCCAACGUGGCCAUGUUCAUCAGCCUCAUCAUGAUCUACCAGUACAUCGUCAGGGACAUUCCUGAUCCCAGUAGGCUGCCUCUAGCAGCGGCCUGGAAGACCUACCCUCUGUUUUUUGGCACCGCGAUCUUUUCUUUCGAAGGCAUCGGGGUGGUGCUGCCUCUGGAAAACAAGAUGAAGAACCCCAGGCAGUUCCCAGUCAUCCUCUACGUGGGGAUGACCGUUGUCACCAUCUUGUACAUCAGCCUGAGUGUCCUGGGGUACCUGCGCUUCGGGGCGGACAUUCAGGCCAGCAUAACGCUCAACCUGCCCAACUGCUGGCUCUACCAGGCUGUCAAGCUGCUCUUCUCCUUUGGGAUUUUCUUCACGUACGCCGUGCAGUUCUACGUGCCUGCCGAGAUCAUCAUCCCUCCCCUCGUCGCCCGGGUGUCGGAGCGCUGGGGCUGGGUGGUCAACCUGCUCCUCAGGGUGGCCCUGGUCAGCGUGACCUGCGUUCUGGCCAUCCUCAUCCCGCGCCUGGACCUCGUCAUCUCGCUGGUGGGCUCCAUCAGCAGCAGCGCCCUGGCUCUCAUCUUCCCCCCGCUGCUGGAGAUCGCCACCUACUACACAGAAGGCAUACACCCCCUCGUCAUCGCCAAGGACAUCGCCAUCAGCCUCUUCGGCUUCGUGGGUUUCGUGGUGGGGACGUACGAGGCGCUGGUGGAGCUGAUAGCGCCCGCCACCACCGUUGUGAACGGCACCAGUAUCAUGGUGCAGUGACGGUCCCUCUGCCCCGCCGCCCCCCCCAGCCCCCGAUGCCGUGCUGGGGGCACGCGGGCACCGGGCGCUGCUGUUCCCCAGGGGACGGUCUCCCCUCCGCUCUUGGGGAAACAUGGUGGGUUUGGUCUGCGAGAGGAUGGGGCUGCCCCGGCUCGUGGCCACCCACCUCCGGCUGCAGCAGGGUCCCGUGCUGGGCUCCGGCUGGGCAGGUGGGAUCCGGCCCGGAGCUGGGGCAGUGCCUUCCCUGGGGGCUUUUUUUUUGGGCGGGUGAUAGAGCAAAACAGCCCCCUCAGCACCUGUGUAAAUAGUCGCUUUGAGAGGUGAGGAAUCCUGGGGAUGUAGAUUUUGGUUUUAUUUUAUUUUUUUAAAUCGAACCUUUCCAUAUUUCCCCCGUCCCUUCAGCCAGGGCGGGGAACAGGGACUGCUCUUUUUUUGUGCCAGUUUUUGGUUGGGUUUUUUUGGGUUUUGUGUUUUUUUUUUUUUUUUUUUUUUUCCGCCUCAGCACUUUAUUUUUACAGCAACAGAGAAACCUCAGCUCAGGUUGGAGAGUGUGGAGCUGCCGCCUCACCCCGGCCCUGCGGGGACAGAGGGCAGAGCCCGAGGUCCGGAGCAUCCCGGGGCCCCCCAGCUCUCCUGCGGUGGGAUCCAGGGACACGGGCAUUGGCUCCUGCCACGCUCCGGCUCUUGUUUCCAGCUGCCUCAGGGGCUGAGCAGGUCCUGGAGCCGGGUACGGGGCACGGCGCCUCCCUGAUCUUGGGAGGUUUUGCUGAACUCCACGCUUUCAGUAGUGACACUCUUUUUCCCCAUCGUAGCGCACAUACCUAACGCGUGGCUUUCGGAAGCGUUAAGAAGCGAGGUGUGCGGAGAGCAACGGGAUCUGCCAUAACGAGGGUCCAAGCUGGUCACCUUUGGCUGGGAGCCUCUCCCUGUGUGGGAUGGGGUGUCCCCGGGGGUCACCGCACGCCACAAAAAUACAUCGCCUUGUUUACAGUGCCCGAGCUGGUCCCGGCACGCUCCGGCCGCAUCUGCAGGCCGUUACUGAAUGUCAAAUCGCUCACGAAAGACCCAUAAUAAUUUUUUUUUAUACCCUUUUUUUUUUUUAUCCUCAUCCCGCUCCCUCCUGGUGGCAUCCUCCACCCCAGCUCCGCGUCCCCUGGUAGGAGGCAGCUCUCUGGUGCUUCUCCCUCUGCUCCUGUUGCUUCUUGCGUUGUGGCUGGUGCAUGCCUGGGGUGGACGGUCCCCACCGCGCUGCUGCUUUCCUUCCUCUCGGUGAGCCCAGCUUCCUCCCUGGAAUGUUUGCUUGCCUUUCUGCUGGAUUAAUUUUUUUAUUUUUUUUAUUUUUAUUUUUUUUUUAAGACGAAAGCAAACGCAUCCUCCGUGGGAUGUCUUUUCCUAGGGGUGUGAAAGCCGCCCCUCUGCAACCCCCUGUCUGGGCCAAACUCCUCCCUGCAGACGCAGCAUCUCCCUCUCCUUUGGAGAGCCGUUAUCCCCACAUCCCGCCGCGGCCGUGUCUCCCUGGGGAUGGGCAAAGGCUGCUGGCAGUGGAGGGAAAGGAGCUCGAACGUAGCGCUGGUGGGCUGUGUUCCUAUCUUUGAUGGAGGGUGAGUGAGGCUUGGUGUUAUUUUCGGUUGUUUGACCCACUUCUGGGAGGAGAAGGCUGUGCAGAGCGGUGUCCCUGCAGCUGCCUCCUCCAUGGGUGGUGUUUCGGUGUCUCGCACUGCGUCCCCUUUGCUGGCUCUGCUUUGGGUACCCCCUGCCCGUACGUGGACCCAUGGCCAGGUGUGGAUGGGUCCGUGCCGCGUCCCUGCUCCUUUCCAGCCCCUCGCUGCUCGCUGCACCUCUCGGGGCUCACCUCAUCUCCUCCCAGUCUGUGCUGGUGAAGGUUUCGGCAUGUUCCGGCAUCGCUUGGUUAUGGGCAGAGCAAAGCUUUAAGUCAAAUCCUCCAUUGGGAGGACACCGUGGGGGUGGAGAGCAAACAGCCACGGCUGGGAGGGGGCUGCAGGACGCCCUGCGGACGGGAAAAGUGCAAUAUUCACAAAUAUUCACAAAUAACUCACAUCCAUGGCUGUGUACUGACCCCAGCGUGGCCCCUGGGGGUCUGGGUGCAGAAAUGUCACCCUCGGCAGAGGAAGGCAUGCUGUGAGGGGCGGGGGAUGUCUGGUGCUGGCCCCCCGGCUCUGUCAGUACCCCACAAGAAGGGCUGGCUGCGUUUUGGGGGACAGCCAUGUGACAGGGCCUGUCCCCAGCCCGGCACCGGGCAUCAGUGGGUUUGCUGGGGGGGGAAGUAGCAUCCAGUUCACUUUGCAAUCAGCGGUGAAGACCUCAUUUCCCAGGAGACCAGAGGUGGCAGAGCACUGGAACAGGCUGCCCAGAGAGGUGGUGGAGUCUCCAUCUCUGGAGACAUUCAAAACCCACCUGGACGUGUUCCUGUGCCACCUGCUCUGGGUGACCCUGCUCUGGCAGGGGGGUUGGACUAGAUGAUCUCCAGAGGUCCCUUCCAACCCUAUGAUUCUAUGAUUCUAUGAGACUGGGGUAUCACAACGGCAUUAACUGUUUUUUGCAGUUCUUCACUUUUAUCGGGGUGAGCAGGGGGUGGUCGGAGAUGGGGCCGGAGGGGGACAGGGCGUGAGGGGCCCUGCCGAGCCAGGAGGACCUGACGCAGGGACCCCAUGGACAUAAAAACUUGACACUUGUGUAUCGUAGGCUGCUCUGUAACCAAGGAAAUUGUGUAAAUAUAGAAAUGAUUAAUGUACGUGUCUUGUACCUAUGGAUAGUGUCAGUGUACGGCGUGUGUAGCUGCCCAGUGGAAGAGCUGGUGCUGCACCUGAAUCACGUAUCUCACUUUAAUCAAUAAAUAUGAUCUAUUUUUAUGUGAAAAAAAAACAAACCACAAACAAGUGGCCUCGCUGAGGGGUGAGAUGGGGGUUUCUUUUCCAUAGGGCUGGUGUAAAACUACCUGGCAUGGCCUGGGCAGCCAUGGAGCAGGUCUGGGGGUCUCCAAGGGGGACGUUGCUGUGCCAGGCUGGAUGGGGCAGUGGUGUGACAUUAAUGCCAGUGGACAUACUACAACUUUUGGGACUCAUCUCUUUUUUUUUUUCCACCCGCCUCUCCCCAUUUUUCUUUUUUUUUUUUCCCCCGAGGGCUUGGGGAGGAGGGGACAUCCAUGGGAGAGCAGGAGAUCUGGAGCCCAGCAGGUCAGACAGACCCUGUGCUUUUCCCACCCCCGCAGCAGCAUACGAGAUUCCCCCCCCCCGGUCUCUGCUGAGGGU
Molecule: messenger RNA, 4845 nt
Organism: Chroicocephalus ridibundus (black-headed gull)
Lineage: Eukaryota; Metazoa; Chordata; Aves; Charadriiformes; Laridae
Product: proton-coupled amino acid transporter 1-like
Exons: 10
Coding region: 74-1576 (500 amino acids)
Biological process (GO): L-alanine transport; proline transmembrane transport; glycine transport
Molecular function (GO): glycine transmembrane transporter activity; L-proline transmembrane transporter activity; L-alanine transmembrane transporter activity
Source: RefSeq, a predicted model, not a curated record